This is a messenger RNA of Saccharomycopsis crataegensis, 3048 nucleotides long. It is a transcript of the gene NMA111, whose product is annotated as Nma111p. The transcript has a single exon. The record is from RefSeq and is a predicted model, not a curated record. Gene Ontology annotation, biological process: proteolysis. The coding region runs from base 1 to 3048 and encodes 1015 amino acids. Gene Ontology annotation, molecular function: protein binding; serine-type endopeptidase activity. Lineage: Eukaryota; Fungi; Ascomycota; Saccharomycetes; Ascoideales; Saccharomycopsidaceae.
AUGAAUGGGAAUGAUCUAGUGAACUCUUCCAAGAGAGCCCAUGAAGAUAGUCCUAAUGACGGUGCCUUCAAAAGAAAGAAGAGCAUUGCAGGUCCAGAAAAUGGCCACACGAGACAGUCAAAUGGUACCAGCAGUAAAAUUGACGGUACUGGUGCCAUUGAAGCCCCUAUUACUAUGCCAGUGAUUUCAGAAAAUGCUCAAAAAUGGCAAGCGACGAUUGAUAAAGUUAUCAAGAGUGUGGUGGCGAUCAGAUUUUGUCAAGUUGCUAGAUUUGAUUCAGAAUCCGCGAUAGUCAGUGAAGCCACCGGGUUUGUGGUCGAUGCAAAAAAAGGGAUUAUUUUGACAAAUAGACACGUUGUUUCACCUGGUCCAUUUGUAGGACACGCAGUAUUCGACAAUCAUGAAGAAACCGAUGUGAAACCUAUUUACAGAGACCCAGUUCAUGAUUUUGGGUUUUUGAAAUUUGACCCUAAAUCAAUAAAAUAUAUGAAGAUUAAUGAACUUAAAUUGCGCCCGGAUCUAGCUAAAGUGGGUUGUGAAAUCCGUGUUGUUGGUAACGAUGCUGGUGAGAAAUUGAGUAUUUUGAGUGGGUUCAUUUCUAGACUUGACAGAAACGCUCCAGAAUAUGGUUUUAUGACUUACAAUGAUUUUAACACAGAAUAUAUUCAAGCAGCCGCUAGUGCUUCUGGUGGUUCAAGUGGGUCUCCAGUAAUCGAUAUUUCAGGUAAUACUUUAGCAUUACAGGCUGGUGGUCUGACGGAUUCAGCUACAGAUUUCUUCUUACCAGUUCAUAGAGUUCUUAGAGCAUUGAAGUUAAUACAGGCUGAAAAACCAAUCACCAGAGGUACCAUCCAAGUUCAAUGGUACUUAAAACCUUUUGAUGAAUGUCGUCGUUUAGGGUUGUCUGAAGAAGCUGAAGAGAAGGCAAGAAAAUUGUUUCCAAAUAUCAUGAGUUUGUUAGUUGCUGAGACAAUUUUACCAGAAGGCCCAGCGUACAACAAAAUUAAAGAAGGUGAUAUCUUGAUUUCUAUUAAUGGCGAAUAUAUUUCCACUUUCAUUAAGGUGGAUGAUAUUUUGGAUAGCAUAAUUGGUAAUGAUGUUCAUAUUCUCUUGCAGAGAAAUGGUGAGUAUAUUGAAGUCGAUUGCAAAGUUCAAGACUUGCACAAAAUUACUCCAAACAGAUAUUUGCAAAUUAGUGGUGGUUCGUUCAAUGACUUGAGUUAUCAAAUUGCAAGACUGUAUGUGCUUCCAGUCAAGGGUGUGUUUGUCAGUCUUGCUGGGGGUACUUUCAAUUUCGGGGGUUCUAGUAAAGGUUGGAUCAUCGAUUCUAUCAACAAUAAGACAACUCAAAAUCUAGAUGAGUUUAUCAAAGUCAUGGAAACUAUUCCUGAUCGUGAAAUUGUCCCAAUCAAAUUUAGACACUUGAAUAGAAUUCAAUCACAAAAAUCUGGAGUGGUUUUCAUUGAUCGUCACUGGUAUGGCGCGACUUUGGCCAUUAGAAAUGAUGAAACUGGUAUCUGGGAUUAUAAAGAGUUGGCCAAAUCUAUACCACCAAACCCAUCAAAAACUCUCAGUGCUAAAUUCAUUGAUGUUCCAAAUGUUAAGCCAGGAUGUGCUAAGUUAGUUAGAAGUUUCGUCAUGGUUAACACUCGUUUCCCAACUGCUCUUGACUCAUAUCCAUUUUCAAGCUGUAAAGGUUACGGGGUGGUUGUUGACGCUAAAAAAGGUUAUGUGAUUGUCUCUAGAAAAUAUGUCCCACAUGAUAUGUGUGAUGUUCUUGUAACAAUUGCCGAAUCAAUUAUUGUUCCUGCCAAAGUGGUUUUCAUGCACCCAACUUAUAACUACUCUGUGAUCCAGUAUGAUCCAAAAUUGGUUAAUGCCGAUGUUAUCAGCCCUAAAUUUUCUAAGACACCAAUAAAUAGAGGUGAUUCCUUGAACUUCAUUGGUUAUAAUUACAAUUUCAGAGUUUUAGCCUCAACAACUUCUGUCACUGACUUGUUAUCGAUCAAUGUUCCAUACUCUCACGCAUGUCCACGUUAUAGAGGUUUGAAUUUGGAAAGUGUUGUGAUUGACAGUACAACCUGUGGUGAUUGUGAUUCAGGUGUUUUAGCAGAUGAUGAUGGAACCAUUAGAGCAAUUUGGUUGGAGUAUCUAGGAGAGCUUGGAUCGGAUGGUGAUGUUUCGUAUAGAAUGGGUAUUGAUAUUGUCCAUAUGAACAAUGUCAUCGAAGCUUUGAAGAAUGACAAAACCCCAAGAGUCAGAAUAAUUGAUGCCGAAUUUUAUGCUCUUACAAUUUCCAGUGCCAGAUUACAGGGUGUUUCUGAAAAAUGGAUUGCUGAAUUAGAAAAAAUCGGAACAGACAGAUUCCAAUUCUUCUGUGCUUCAAGAGUUACUUGUGCGGAGGAUGCCAUCAGAGUUGCAGAAUCAAAAGAUGAUGAAAAGAAGAAGAAUGAUGAAGAAGAAUUGGAUAAAUUGAAGGUUGGUGAUAUUGUGUUAGCACUUAACGGUACUUUAGUUCACAGAAUAACCCAGUUACACGAUUUUUCAUUCGAAGAGGAAAAGGAAGUUGAAUUGACUAUUGUCAGAAAUAGUAAAGAAAUAACAAUUAAAGUGAAGACAACGGAAGUGGGUAGUAGUGAUCAUUACGUUGCCUGGAGUGGUGCCAAUAUUCAAGAACCACAUCAUAGUGUCCGCCAAGAAUUAAAGAAUUUGCCAUCCAGAGUUUAUGUUUCUCAUACCUCAUCUGGCUCACCAGCUCAGCAAUACGGGAUCGCACCAACUAAUUUCAUCACUCAUGUUAAUGAAAUUGCAACUCCAACUUUGAAAGAGUUCAUGGAGCAAAUCAAAAAAAUCCCAGAUAACACUUAUUGUAAAUUGAGAAUGUGUACUUUUGAACGUAUUCCUUUUGCGAUUAGUUUGAAAACAAAUUAUCACUAUUUCUCAACCGUGGAAUAUAAGAGAAACACCGAGGGAAACUGGGACAUAGCUUCUUAUGAUAAAGAUUUCAAGGCUAAGAAGGAUGUUGUAGUUCAAAAAACUUCAUAUUAA